AUGGAGACACCUAAACAAGCAUGUUGGCUUGUUAGGAAAAAAUUUUAUGCAAGGAAGUGGUAUGGACUCAAUGACCUUUACACAGAUAUGCAGCAGUUCACGCAAGCUGACAAGUUCAUAAUCAAGAAAGCAUACUUGCAUCUGAGUCCCCAAUAUCCUAAAGUUGCGUGGAAGAGCCUCAAUAUGGGACCAUGUCUUGUACCAAAGUACCAGUUUAUACUAUGGCUUGCACUGCAGAAGAGACUCACUACAGCUGAUAGAUCGGCCAAAUGGGGAAUACAAGUUCCUAGGAACUGUGUAUUAUGUGUGUCUGAUGCUGAAGAAACACACUCACACCUAUUUUUUGAAUGUGAAUACUCAAGACAACUAUGGAGCUCCUUCUUAUGCUGGAUUGGAGAAAACAGUCAAGUAGGAAGCUGGGACGAGGAAGUUGAAAGGAUAACAACCAAAAAGUGCAGCAGCAAAGCUCAUGCAGAGGUCCUAGGAUGGCUGAAAGUUGCGCGUGUCUAUCAUAUUUGGGAUGAGCACAACGCCAGAAGAUUCCAAAAACAACAACGAGAUCGGAGACUUAGAUCAAGGAAGAUUGUUAUCCAACUGCAGAGUAAAGGACAACCUAGGAGCAGAUGGAAAAGGCUAUCAGAAAAUGCAAACUCAUACCCAAAUUUAGUAUAG
Messenger RNA from Nicotiana attenuata, 672 nucleotides. RefSeq lists its product as uncharacterized. The record is from RefSeq and is a predicted model, not a curated record. The transcript has a single exon. The coding region runs from base 1 to 672 and encodes 223 amino acids. NCBI's taxonomy places the organism in Eukaryota, Viridiplantae, Streptophyta, Magnoliopsida, Solanales, Solanaceae.